This is a messenger RNA of Stomoxys calcitrans (stable fly), 1872 nucleotides long. RefSeq names its product cytosol aminopeptidase-like. Gene Ontology annotation, biological process: proteolysis. The record is from RefSeq and is a predicted model, not a curated record. Gene Ontology annotation, molecular function: manganese ion binding; metalloaminopeptidase activity. The transcript has 3 exons. Gene Ontology annotation, cellular component: cytoplasm. Bases 100 to 1752 code for a protein of 550 amino acids. NCBI's taxonomy places the organism in Eukaryota, Metazoa, Arthropoda, Insecta, Diptera, Muscidae.
CAACAACAUUUCUAUAAUCGAAGAAAAACAUUUUUCAACAUUAAGUAAAAAUCUUUCAAGCGGCAUACUUCGUUGUCUCUGCUCUAUUGGAAAUAGAAAAUGUGUUCUCUAAUGCGUCUCAAGGCUUUGGAUGUGGGCAACAAGAAGCUGUAUGGCCUUCGCUCUUAUGCCUCGCAAGCCAUUAACCAAAUGAUUCAACUGCAGCAUACGGAAAUUUGUGCAGAUCCCCCCUCCAGAGGUUUGGUUUUGGGAGUCUAUGCCGAGGAGGAGGACAAAAAUGACACUGGCAUUCUAACUGCUGCAGCCUGGAGAUACAACGUCCAGAAAACUGCAGGACGUUUGCUGGAGGUUUUGCGUAUGUCUGGACCUAUGCCUAAGGUGGGUGAGUCACGUUUGCUCUUUGCCCAGGAAACUGAGAAAAUUCCCUACUAUUCGGCUGUGGCUAUGAUUGGCUUGGGCAAGGAAUGUCUCGGCUAUAAUCCCUAUGAGAUCCUGGAUGAGCAAAAGGAAGCCAUACGAAGAUCUGUGGCAAAGGCUUGCAUGGAUUUGGCCCUCUUGGAUACCGACCGCAUUGAGGUGGAAAAUUGUGGUCAUGCUGAAUCGGCAGCUGAGGGAGCCGCUUUGGGUGUUUGGGCCUAUCAGGAGUUAAGAGACUCUAAAAACCGCCUGGCCGUUCCCUCUAUAGAUUUGUAUACCCAUAAAGAUGAGAUCUGUGACAUUGAAGGUUGGCGUAUUGGUCUACAGAAGGCUGCAGCUCAAAAUUUGGCCCGCCAGUUACAAGAAAUGCCUUCGAAUAUUUUAACACCUACAGCAUUUGCCCAAAAUGUGGUGGAGGUUCUCUGCAAAUCAGGUGUCAACGUAGAGGUCAAGGUUGAGGGUUGGGCUGAGAGUCAAAUGAUGAAUGCCUUUUUGUCAGUGGGCAAGGCUUCGUGUGAACCGCCCAUCUUUUUGGAGUUGAGCUACUAUGGCACCUCAGCCGAAGAAAGACCCAUAGUUUUGGUAGGUCAAGGCUUGACUUAUGAUUGCGGAGGCAUAUGCUUGAAAGAUAAACAGGAUCUGUUUGAGAUGAGAGGUGAUGUCACAGGAGCAGCAGUAGUGGUGGCAGCCUGCAGAGCCAUAGCCAGCCUAAGAUUGCCGGUCAAUAUUCGUGGCCUUAUACCUGUGUGCGAAAAUGUUAUGGGCUGCAAUGCUUUCCGCCCCGGCGACACUGUACAAACCAUGAACGGCAAGCACAUCAAGAUUCAAGGUACCGACCAUGAAGAUGUCUUGGUACUGGCCGAUACCCUGCUCUAUGCUCAGAAUUUUUGUCCCAAGACCAUAAUUUCGGUGGGCACCACAUCGCGCAGCAUGCAUCAGACCUUGGGUGAAGCAGCCUGUGGGGUAUUCACCAAUUCGGAAAUUCUAUGGCAACAAAUCAAACAUGCCAGCAUGCAUACGGGAGAUCGUGUGUGGCGCCUUCCUCUGUGGUGGUACUUUACAAGUGAAAUUACGGCAGGACAAUCAUCGGAUGUUCAGAACUAUGGUGUGGGUACGGGUGGACGUCCGUGCAAGGCAGCAGCUUUUCUAAGAGAAUUUGUACCCUGCGGCCAGUGGAUGCACAUAGAUGCCACAAAUGUCAUGACCACCAAUGGUCGUUGUUUUGAAUACUUGCGGCGUGGCAUGGCUGGACGUCCGACUCGUACUUUGAUCGAAUUUAUUGCCCAAAGCAUUUGCAAGGAUACAGCCCCAAAACCUCCACGUAAGGGAAAAUAGAGAAGAGUUGACAACUUGUGAUUUCAUGACCUUUAUUUUUAUAACCUUGUCAGAAUUUUUUUAUGUUGGUUUUUGAAUUUCGAUUUCGAAUCUAAAAUUAAUUAUUGAAAUUUUGGAAAA